Molecule: messenger RNA, 807 nt
Organism: Acanthosepion pharaonis
Lineage: Eukaryota; Metazoa; Mollusca; Cephalopoda; Sepiida; Sepiidae
Source: the annotation of a GenBank genome assembly
AUGUUAUUUUCCUCUCUCUCUCUCUCUCUCUCUCUCUCUCUCUCUCUCUCUCUCUCUCUCUCAAUCAUUCUAAUUCUUUCCCUGUCAACCAUGUUUAAUUCUUUUCUCUCUUUCGUUCAUCUUAAUUUCACUUUUUUUUCCAAAAUUAUUUAUUUAAUCCUCUCUUUUCUCCUCUCUCUCUCUCUCUCUCUCUCUCUCUCUUCUUUUAUUUCGUUCAUCUUAAUUCAUCUUGCUUUUCCUAUUCUUCCUUUCAAUUUUCUCUCUCUCUCUCUCUCUCUCUCUCUCUCUCUCUCUCUAUUCUUUUUUUUUUCGUUCAUUCUUAAUUUACUUCUUUUUCCUUUUAUUCACAAUUAUUCAUUAAAAUCUCUCUCAAUCUCUCUCUCUCUCUCUCUCUCUCUCUCUCUCUCUCUUUCUAAUUCUUUGUCUUCUCUCUCUCUCUCUCUCUCUCUCUCUCUCUCUCUCUCUCUUAAUAAUUCUUUUUAUCUCUCCCUGUCAACCAUGUUUAAUUCUCACAAGUCUUUCGUUCAUCUUUUUCGAAACUUCUUUCUUUCUCUCACAAUUCUCUCAUUUUUCAUCUCUCUCUCUCUCUCUCUCUCUCUCUCCAUCUCUAUUCUUUUUUUCCUUUCUCUCUCUUAUAACCAAUCCUUCUCUCUCAAUCUCUCACUUUAUUUUUUCUUCUUUUUUUUUUUUCGAAAAUUUUUUCGUUUCACUUUUUCCAUCUUUAAUUCUCUCUUUUCCAAUCAUUCUUUUUCACUUCUUUCUCUUUUCUAUUCUCUCUCUCUCUCUCUCUCUCUCUCUCUCUCUUAA